Molecule: messenger RNA, 2198 nt
Organism: Hyphopichia burtonii NRRL Y-1933
Lineage: Eukaryota; Fungi; Ascomycota; Pichiomycetes; Serinales; Debaryomycetaceae
Exons: 1
Coding region: 33-2087 (684 amino acids)
Biological process (GO): mitochondrial respiratory chain complex III assembly
Cellular component (GO): mitochondrial inner membrane
Source: RefSeq, a predicted model, not a curated record
CUCUUCUGUAAAGCUAGCUCAUCACACCGAUAAUGAUAAGACAAUGCAUUGCCAGAAGGUUGACGGCCAGGUUGGCUCGACCUGUGCCGGUGAAUUAUAUUGGAGGUCGUUUUUACAGCGAUAAAAAGGAUAGCAAUGAUAUCAAGUAUAGAUCAAUCGAAGAUUUCAACAAGAUGAAAAAGGAAUAUCUGUUUGGAGACAUUGAUGAAGACGUAGCAAAUCAGACAUCUCGAGAUAUCCACGAUAAGAUAAAGGAGAAGAAAGAACCAGAAAUUGAAGAAGAUGAGGACAAUAUUAAGUCAAUUAUUGAAAAAGAUCCAAGAUUAUUGAAAUUUAAACCAGGAAGUCCAGAUUAUAAAUAUGAAUUAAGUAAACUUCAUGAUGAAUUUCAAGUUGAACUGGCCAAAUAUGAAAAACAACAAGAGCGUAGAGAACGUAUUAAGGCUCUAGCAACCGGGAUUGCCUUAUUGGUAGGGAUUAUAACCACACAUCAGUUAAUUAUGAAUUACGAGUUUUUAUCAAAAUGGAUAAAAAAUAAAUUCAGUUAUAGAGAUGUUAAUGAAUCAAAAGUUAAGGACUUAACCGAUCCUUCCAAGAAUAGAAAAAACAUUGAUUAUAUGAUCACCAAAUUAUUAGAAGAAUUUGAGAAAAAUCCUGAUAUUAUUAAUAAUUUAGCUGAUUCUAAUAAACAAAGUGGAUUAUAUAUAUUUGGUGACUAUAAUAAACUGAAAUUACCAAUUAGAAUUCCAUUUUUCAAUGAUAUUUUAAUAAAACAAGUUGUUAUUUCUAAAAAUUACAUUGUUGUUAUUGAUGAAUCAGGGAAAGUUUACCAUUUAACUAGUGAUUCUGAAUCUAAGUUAAUGAAAUUACCUCCAAUUGAAAAAGCCCAUAUAGCUAAUGAAUUGAUUUAUUAUUUGAAUAAUAAAGGAGAAAUUCUAUAUGGGCCAAGAUUAGAUAAGCAAAAUGAUUUUAAAGGUAUUAAUAAAAGAAAUUGGUUAGGAAUAAAUAAAGAGCAAGAAUAUAAUAAGUUAAUUUUUGAAGGAUUAGAAAACGGAGAAAAAAUUAAUGAUUUCAGUGGUGGGUCUUAUCAUUUAUUAUUAUUAACUAAUAAAGGUAAAUUAUUUAUUAAUAAUACUAGUGGAGACCCAAUUAAUAAAGGACAAUAUGGGUUACCCAAGCUUUCACCGUUGACUGAGGAUUUAAAGAUUCCUGUGAAUCAACCAAUUGAAUUGAAUAAUUUGAAUAAUGAAAUAGUAUUAUCAAAAGAUGGAACCAAAUCAUUGAAAGACCGAAGAUUUAAUCAAAUUUCAAGUGGGAAGUAUCAUAAUAUAGUAAGUGAUUUACAAGGAAAUAUUUGGACAUGGGGUUCUAAUAUUUUUGGAGAAUGUGCUGGAGACAUUAGUUAUAAUACUGAUAUUCAACCAAUACCUAAAAAGAUAUUAACUAUUGAUGAUUUUAGUAAUUUAACUAAACAUUUGCUUAAAAAUGAUAAAAAUGAGUUUAGUUGGGGUAUAAAAAAAUUAUCGACUAAUGAUGAAACUAGUUUUAUUCAAUUAAGGUAUAUCGAUCAUGAAAACGAAUCUAAUACUCAAGAUAUUUUAAUGAGUUUUGGUAAUGGAAUUAAAGGGCAAUUAGGUAAUUCAAGAUACUUGCAUGUUUGUCCUCAACCACAGAUUAUUAAAUCAUUGAUGAAUAUGAAUGAAUAUAACGAAAAAUUAAAUAUCACUACUAAUAUUGGUAUUAAAGAUAUUUCUAGUGGAAGUAAUCAUUCAUUUAUAACAUUGGAUAAUUAUGGAGAUUAUAAAGAUGUUUUAACUUUCGGUGAUAACGAAUUUGGUCAAUUUGGUAAUGGUAAAAAAGUUAAGAAUUGUAAACCGAUUCAAAUACCAAAACUAUUAGAGCCAAAUGAUAUUGGUGAUAAUUUUAACGAUAAAAAGCAGAGGAAGAAAUUGGUUCGUAAGAUGAAUGACAUUAUCACCAGAAGACUACAAUUGUCUGACGGUAUUACUUUAGCCAAUGGUGAUUUGGUCGAACAAAUCAUUGUAGCAGGGGAAGACAGUUCUGCUAUUUAUUAUAAAAGAAAGUAAUUGUAUAUAGUGUAAUGGGGUGUGUGUGCUGUACGGGUCUACACGCUAUUUCAUAUUUCUGUUCAGCCGUAUAUAGGAGAUAUUCUACUUAAUAUUAUAUACUUAUAAUUU